Blepharisma stoltei is the source of this 834-nucleotide messenger RNA. NCBI's taxonomy places the organism in Eukaryota, Ciliophora, Heterotrichea, Heterotrichida, Blepharismidae. The record is from the annotation of a GenBank genome assembly.
AUGUCAAAGAAAAUUUGCACAGAUCUGAUUUUGAAAUUAAAUCUAACAUCAACAGAACAAGAAACAUUAGGAAGGGAGGAGCAGUAAGUCUUAUAUAGGAUUGAAAAAGUUAUGCAAUCAUAUAUUUUGCAUUUAGAAUGGCAAAAUAUAAUAGAAAUCGAUAACUUGGAACUGUAUUCCCACAUAAAAUAUCUUCAUCUGCAGUACAAUUUAAUUGAAAAAAUUCAGAAUCUAGAGUUCAUGAUAAACUUGGAGUUUCUGACUUUAGAAGGAAACAAAAUCACUUAUAUCCAAGGUCUAAAAACACUGAAAAAUUUGCUAUAUCUCAAUUUAGCAAAUAAUCAAAUUAUUUUGCUGAGCACUGAAGAAAUUCCUAACGACAUUUCUAUAUUAAAACUGAAUGGAAAUCCUUGUGCUUCGGAAUCCGAGUAUAGAGAAACUUUAAUAAAAGCUUUGCCUUACCUUGAUGAGCUUGAUGGGAGUGCUGUGAGACCUGAAGAAAGAUUGAGGAUUUUAGGACUAGAGUAAGGCAUAUUUAGAGUCCCAAAAUAUGCUCCAAUUGAAAAUGAGCAGUUUGAUGAGACUGAAGAAGAAUUCAGAAUUUCUAGUGAAAAUCUUGAUACAAUUGAAAAACCGGAUCAUGGAGAAAUUGAAAAAUUCAUGACUGAAGAUGAAGACUUACAGUUAAGCAAAAUCACUGAAAAAGCAUGGGAAAUUGUGCAGAGAUCUAAAGAAAGAGUCAAUAAGUUGCUAGAUGACAAAGUAAGGGUCUUGACAGCAAUAAGUGAAGAAAAUGAAAAAAUGAGCAAAGAGAAUGAAAAAAUAAGUGAAUAA